AUGACGACAGAACAACUCUCACCUGAUAUGACAGAUACAUCUGCUCCUGCACCAGCAGCAGCACCAGAGGCAGUCGCAACUUCAGCUUCAGCAGUAUCCGGGUCAGUCGGGCCAGGUCUACCGCCCAAGAAACGCCGUCGUCCAGCCCUGUCAUGCGAGCAAUGUCGUCGUCGCAAGAUUCGCUGCGACAGGAACCUACCCUGCAACCACUGCGUCAAGUCUGGCGCCGGGACCGCAUGUCGCUACAUCCCCACGCACACGCCUCUUUCACGGAAAAAGACGACAAAGUCUACUCUUGGGAGGAAGAAGAAGGACUCCAAAGCGCCUGACGUGCCUGUCCCUAGACACAUCGAUUCCUAUCAGCAGCGGCAGCAGCGCCCAUUGACCAUCUUACCUACUCCGGAGAGUAAUAAGUAUGACCAUGGCAGGGACAGUGACGACCAAGAGAGUCAUGAUAACAAGAUGGCCAGUACCGAAAAUGUCGAUUGGCUGGUCACCCAUAUCGAGGAGCGAAUGUCCAGGACCGCAACCAUCGACAAGAGGGAGAUUACCGUCCAGAAGCAUCUGCGUGACCGACAAGCACAGUCGCAUUCACUGCAGUCUCAUCCAUCUCCGUCGCAGCCGCAGCCGCAGACCGGGUCGUCGCUCGCAUCAGCCCCGACACCUGGGCUUUCGUCGACGGCGUCAGCUGCCAAGUGCCCCGUUUCGAGGAUUAAGUAUCUCGGCCGGAGUCACUGGAUGCACGGUGUUGGACUCUUCACCCAAGAAAUGAGACUGAUGCACCCUUCGGGCGAUGGCGAUCCAGAGCUCCUCAGCCUCCUUGGCCGCUGCAAGUCAGUCGGUCGCAAGGUCAAGGAGCGGCGACAGGCGCCGCUGUCGUCGAUAGAUCUCGGAAAGACCAUGGUCCCCCGACAUGUGGCCGACGACCUGGUGGAGGCAUACCUGCGCACCUUUGAAGGUGUGUUCCGCAUCGUCCACGUUCCGACCUUUCGGGAGCUGUACCAGAUGUACUGGCGCAGCGAGAAUGACGAGAGCGCGAGACCAGCGACGUGCGCCCACUUCAUCAUGCAGUUACAGCUGGUCAUGGCUCUGGGCAGCGUGAUCCACGAUGCGGGAUUCUCGCUGAGGUCCCAGGCGGCUCGGUGGGUAUACGAGGCUCAGCUGUGGCUCAUCCUGCCCCCGGGAAAGGACCGUAUGACCAUUCCCGGCAUCCAAAACAUGUGCCUCCUCACCCUGGCCCGCAGCGUGUGCGGCGUGGACCAGGACCUGGCUUGGAUCACGGCCGGAGACCUGAUCCGGAAGGCAAUAUGCAUGGGUCUGCAUCGGGACCCUCGCCACCUGGGCAUUAAGACGAGGCAUCGCGCAGAGAUGAGGCGCAGGCUGUGGGCCACAAUCGUGGAGCUCAACCUCCAAUCGGCCUUUGAUGCCGGAGGUCCCCCCCUCAUGGGCGGCCUCGACAACGACGUCCAACUUCCCGGCAACUUUGACGACGAGGAGCUGUCUGACCAAGUGCCUGAUGAUGAAGAGAGCCGGGUGGAUUCUCGCAGGAGAAGCGGAGAUGGCGGCAGCAAGGAUCAUGGUGCCCAUGGAAGCACUUCCGGCGUCAGGGUCACGCAGAUGUCUGUCCCACUGCAGCUCCUCGAGUCGCUGCCCCUCCGUCUGCGCCUGCUGCAGCACGUCAACGACUUCCGCGCCGACGACUCGUACGACGAGACUCUCCGGUUCAACUCGGAGCUCACUAGGGCUUGCCGUCGCAUCUCGCGGUGUAUGGUUGAGCUCCUGCAUGCCUCGUCUUCGGCCUCUGCUGCCACCUCCUCGACGUCACCUUCCUCAAUCUCGCUCUCUUCGUCGCCCUCCUCCCCCUCCCAUCCUGUCAGAGAGUUCCACACGGCAGUGGCCGAGCUCCUAGUGUACCGGUGCUUCCACACUCUGCACCAGCCCAUCAUCGUCCGAUCAUUGGAGGAUCCCAAGUUUCACUUCUCACGCAAGAUGCACCUCGACGGGGCUCUCAAGAUGAUGCAUCUCUGCCGACUGUCCGGGCCCCGACGGGAAGAGGGACCUGGAGGUCAGGUGGCUCCCGGGACUACGGACCUCGACAGACUUCUGGUCAACGGGGCGGGCAUGUUCCGCAACAUGACGAUCCAGUCGGUUCCCGGGCUCGUCAUCGAACUCUUGCAGGCAGCUACCACCACCGUACCCGACGGCGGGGACAGAAACAGGAGCGGUGCGCCGUCUUCCCAGUCCUGUCCUAGCACCGGCGCCCACGCCCUGUCACUAGGAUAUCUCCCCGCCGUGGAUGACUUCGACCUGCGCGCCACGGUCGAGGCAUGCCUCCGGCUCUGCCUACGACGCAUCGAGGCCGGCGAGACCAAUAUCAAGUGCGCCGAGUUCGGCGAGGCGUGUCUGGCCCACGUCGAUGCUGCGGCCGCCGGUCUUGACAAGCAGGCUACCGAGGCUUUCAUCCUGCAGGCCAUCAAGGCCUCUGCAACGAAGGCGCUCGAGGCCCUGAAUAGGUUAGCUGAGAGGGAGGGCGUGUCACCUGAACCGUCAUCACCUAACUCUGCUGCUGCCACGCCGCUCGGCAAGGUGCUUCGCCAGCAAUCGAACCACCAGCAGGAGCAGGAGCAGCAGGAGCAGCAGGAGCAGCAGCCGUCUCAUGACGGGUUCCGGGAUGACCCUACCAUGUCGGAUCUCAUCUCGGACCCCAUAUCUAUCGAUGUCAUGAAUGACUGGAUGUGGGGUAUGGACGCCAUGGAUGGAGUGGAAGGUAUGCUCUGGGGAUCGCCGCCGCAGCCAAUGAUGGGCAUACCCGGGUUCAUGUAG
Geosmithia morbida is the source of this 2823-nucleotide messenger RNA. RefSeq names its product Fungal trans. Gene Ontology annotation, molecular function: zinc ion binding; DNA-binding transcription activator activity, RNA polymerase II-specific; RNA polymerase II cis-regulatory region sequence-specific DNA binding. Gene Ontology annotation, cellular component: nucleus. Gene Ontology annotation, biological process: DNA-templated transcription; regulation of transcription by RNA polymerase II. The coding region runs from base 1 to 2823 and encodes 940 amino acids. The record is from RefSeq and is a predicted model, not a curated record. The transcript has 2 exons. Lineage: Eukaryota; Fungi; Ascomycota; Sordariomycetes; Hypocreales; Bionectriaceae.